Molecule: messenger RNA, 1273 nt
Organism: Mus pahari (shrew mouse)
Lineage: Eukaryota; Metazoa; Chordata; Mammalia; Rodentia; Muridae
Gene: Sohlh1
Product: spermatogenesis and oogenesis specific basic helix-loop-helix 1
Exons: 8
Coding region: 46-1119 (357 amino acids)
Biological process (GO): regulation of DNA-templated transcription; spermatogenesis
Cellular component (GO): nucleus
Molecular function (GO): RNA polymerase II cis-regulatory region sequence-specific DNA binding; DNA-binding transcription factor activity, RNA polymerase II-specific; protein dimerization activity
Source: RefSeq, a predicted model, not a curated record
CUAUCUGCGGCUUCCGGCUUGUUGCUUCCCUCCAACUUCGUGCCAAUGGCGUCCGGUGGCCAUGAGCGGGCCACUGAGGAUUACGGAGUCUCCGGCAUUACGGGAUGCAGCAAGACUCCUCAGCCUGAGACUCGGGACAGCUUGCAGACUCCCUCACAAAGCACAGCUCUCUGCACAGCUCCUGUGGCUGCUGCGAACUGGGGCCCCAGUCUUCGGAGAAACGUGGUCAGCGAGAGAGAACGCAGGAGGCGGAUCUCGUUGAGCUGUGAGCGCUUGCGGGCUCUACUGCCUCAGUUUGAUGGCCGGCGGGAGGACAUGGCAACUGUCCUGGAGAUGACUGUGUACUUCCUCCAGCUUGCCCACAGCAUGGACCCUAGCUGGGAGCAAGUCUCUGUUCCUCAGCCUUCCCAGGAGAUGUGGCACAUGUGGCAGGGUGAUGUUCUGCAGGUAACCCUGGCGAAUCAGGUCGCAGAGAGCAAGCCAGACUCCGGGACAGCAAAAGCACCUGCUGUGGCUCGGGUACAGGACCCCCCGGGCUGUGGGAUGCUGGAUACAGACCAGAGCCAAGCUGCUGAGAGAGUGUCAGAGCUGCUGGAGAGACCUUCCUCCUGCCCUGGUACUCGCCAGAGCGCAUUGUCAUUCGGUGAACCAGAGUCUUCUAGCUUGGGUCCUGGACUCCCACCCUGGUUCCCUCCCUCAUGGCAGCCAGCCACUCCUGAGGCAAGUGACAUUGUUCCUGGUGGGUCACACCAGGUGGCAUCCCUGGCCGGAGACACUGAAUCUUCGGGCAUGCUGGCUGAGGAGGCCAACUUGGUCUUGUCAUCUGUGCCUGAUGCCAGGUACACCACGGGGGCAGGGUCCGAAGUGGUGGAUGGAGCAUCCUUUCUGAUGACCACCAAUCCUGAUUGGUGGAUGGGGUCGGUGGAGGGUAGAGGAUGCCCAGCCCUUGCCAGGAGCAGCCCAGUGGAUGGGGCAGAGCCAAGCUUCAUCGGAGACCCUGAGCUUUGCUCCCAGGAGCUCCAGGCUGGUCCUGGGGAGCUGUGGGGCUUGGAUUUUGGCAGCCCUGGCCUGGCCCUGAAGGACGAAGCAGACAGCAUCUUCCCCGACUUUUUCCCCUGAUAGCUGAGUCCCCCAUAGUUCAGUUUGCUGGGGAGCUGUCCCGUGCCUGGGUGUGGUAUACUGGGUUUGGUUUGCAGCUGCAGCCUAAUUUGAGGGAGGCUGGCAGGGCUGAGUGGAGUUUGUAUUAAAGAGGAAAGUGGUUUUCCUGGCAGAA